GAGUCCAGGGAAAGGACUGGAGUUCUGGGCUCCGAAAUAGGGUCGGAACCCCCGCGCGCGCACAGCCAACAACUGGCAACUCCCCAGAAGAAUCCGGAAACGCGGCGGCCUCGUGUAUAACUGAUGGAAAGCGUCUCGCGCGCAGGGCUUCGAUCCGAGCAAGCGGAGGCACCGGAAACGUAACAGUUCCUCCCACGGUCGGACACUCGCGUUGCGUGUCGCAGCCCGCCGCGAGCGCGCUCCCGACGAGCUGGAGACGCUCUCUGCUCGCGUGAAGAACUUGGGACGGAGCGAGCGAGCGAUCGAUCGAUCGGAUGAGCGCGGACGGGGACGCGGAGGUGAUGAUGGGGUCGCUGGCGGACGAGGAGGACACAGCAGGCGACGAAGUGGAGUUCGAGGACCAGCAGGUGCCAAUGGAGACGUUCGUGGGGGUCUCCGGAGAGCUUCUGCCCACUUUCUCGGCAGCGGAACAUGACGCCAUGCCUCCGGUGGAGAUGACAGAGUUCAACAAUCAGCCCGAUUCCUUGUUUUUUAACGACGGACAACGACGGAUUGACUUUGUGUUGGUGUAUGAGGACGAGGACAAGAAGGAGUUUGAGAAAAGGUACACGUUUCAGAGGCGGAAGAGGCGCAGAGAGUUUUUUGAGGCAGACCUGAUGGUGAGAGGACUCGAAUUGGAAGCGUCUAGAUCCGUGCUGGAUGACAAGGUCGUGUUCGUGAAGGUGCACAUGCCCUGGGAGGUGUUGUGCACGUACGCCGAGGUUCUUCACAUAAAGCUCCCCAUCCAGCCCAACGACCUCAGCCAGAGCUCCUCACCUUUCAGCUGGCUCACCAAGUUGUGCGAACCCAGCAAGGAUGUGAUCCAGCCCGAGGUGGACUACUUCACUGCGCCGUUUGAAAAGGACAGGAUAGACAGCUUCUGCGUUAAAGACCGGGCCCAGUUUUUCGCGCCUGACAUGAGAAGCAGAAUGGCCUACUACGUACUCAGUCGGGCCUACUAUGAAGUGAGAGGCGACGUGAAGAAGUUCGGCAUUAACAAGCUGCUGGACGGCGGAGUCUACAAAGCUGCCUUCCCGCUGCAUGAUUCCAGGUUCAACGUGAAGUCGACGGAUGUUCAGUGUGCGAACGAGCGAUACCGGUUAUACCAAGAGUGGGCGCACCCCAAAAACUUCUACAAGACGCAGCCUUUGGACCUCAUUAGAAAGUAUUACGGAGAAAAGAUCGGCAUCUACUUUGCAUGGCUGGGCUUCUACACGUACAUGCUGGCGGGGGCCGCCAUCGUAGGACUAGGAUGUUUCAUCUAUGGAUACCAGACCCAGCACACCAGCACCUGGAGCAAAGAAGUGUGCGACCCUUUGAUUGGUGGAAGAAUUGUGAUGUGCCCACAAUGUGACAAAGAGUGUACCUACUGGAUGCUCAACAGCACCUGCGAUUCGUCCAAGAAAUUGUGCAUAUUCGACAAUUUUGGGACUUUGGUGUUUGCAGUUUUUAUGUCAAUCUGGGUCACGUUGUUCCUGGAGUUCUGGAAGCGUUACCAGGCAGAGCUGGAGUACGAGUGGGACACGGUUCAGUUCCUAGAGCAGGAGGAGCAACCCCGGCCGGAAUACGAGGCCAAGUGCUGCCACGAGCGGAUCAACCCAAUCACCAAGGAGAAGGAGAAAGUGCCGUACACUUCAUGCGAGAAGUGCUUGCGUGUCUCCUGUGGAGCAGGAACAGUUUUGUUCUGGGUCGCCCUGAUCAUUGCAUCUAUAGUUGGCAUCAUAGUCUACCGGCUUGCAGCGUUCUUCACCUUCUCCUCCAACCUGAGGAAGGAGCUGAAGGAGCUGAAGGAGCUUCAACCAAUUAAGGAGUAUGUGACACCUCAGAUGGCCACAUCUGUCACUGCUUCUGUCAUCAGCUUUGUGGUUAUCAUGGUCCUCAACAUCCUCUAUGAGAGGGUGGCCAUCUGGAUCACAGACUUUGAACUUCCACGAACUAGGACUGAGUAUGAGAACAGCCUGACCCUAAAGAUGUUCCUCUUCCAGUUUGUCAAUUAUUACUCCUCUUGCUUCUACAUCGCCUUUUUCAAGGGCAAACUGGUGGGCUUUCCUGGGAAACCGGUAUACUGGCUGGGCACGUACCGCAACGAGGAGUGUGAUCCUGGAGGCUGCCUCAUUGAGCUGACCACUCAGUUGACGGUUAUUAUGGGUGGGAAGGCCAUCUGGAACAACAUCCAGGAAGUCCUUUUUCCGUGGGUGAAGAAUCUGAUUUCUCGCUGCUGCAAGAGAGUACGGUCAGAGAAGGUGAUCCCACGCUGGGAGCAGGACUUCCAGUUGCAGGCGUAUGGUGCACUUGGGCUGUUCUACGAGUACCUUGAGAUGGUGAUCCAGUUUGGGUUUGUGACCCUCUUCGUAGCUUCCUUCCCUCUGGCUCCUCUCUUGGCAUUCCUCAACAAUGUGGUGGAGAUACGCGUGGAUGCUUGGAAGAUCACCACGCAGUUCCGCCGCAUGGUACCCGAGAAGGCUCAGGACAUCGGUGCCUGGCAGCCCAUCUUACAGGCUGUGGCCAUCCUUGCUGUGGCAACAAACGCCAUGAUAACUGCCUUCACAUCAGACAUGAUCCCACGACUUGUGUACUACUGGUCCUUUUCCGUGUUUCCGUAUGGAGACCACCCCAACCAUACGAUGGAGGGUUACAUAAACGGCUCCCUCUCCGUGUUUGACAUCCGCAACUUCUCUACGGAGAGCGAGCCCCUGACUAAGCCCUACUGGUUUCAGAACAUUACAACCUGCAGGUAUCGAGAUUUCAGGUACCCACCUGGACACCCAUGGGAGUAUCAGCACAACAUUUACUACUGGCACGUGAUAGCAGCCAAACUGGCAUUUAUUAUAGUGUUAGAGCACGUUGUCUACCUGACCAAGUUCAUUUUGUGCUACAUGAUCCCAGAUGUCCCCCUGGCAGUGAAGGAGAAGAUUAAGAGGGAGAAAUACCUGACACAGGUGAUCCUGCAUGAGGCCAACUUGAAGCUGGUGUCCAAGCACUUGAAACCUAUAGUCAACAUACUGAAGGAGCAUGAAGACAAGGACUCAGAGAUAGACCUUCCCUUUUAAUAUUUCCCAUUCCAAGGGUCUCCGUGAAGAAUUCCAUUUCAGGAAAGAUCCAGGAUGAACGUGCAUCUGCUGGUUGCAGCCAGUAUGUGUGUUUUUUUGUGUUCGGAACGCUUUAGGAUAUUUUGAACGAGGAAGAACAGGUGAUGGCUGAGGGCGUCCUAUAGCCAGUGUGCCAUUAUUGUCAGAGUUUGUAUGCUACUGGAGAUGUUUACAUUCCUCGUGUAUGUGUGUUUCUCUGUUCGUCUAUGCAUUUUAUAUGACUGGAAGUUUUUACAUUCAGUGUGUGAUAGGGUUAUACACAGUGUGUGCGUGUGUGUCCUGUGGGAGGAACCUCUAUAGACAAACAGGUUAUGACAAGGAGAAUAAUGUGCUUUUUAUAUUGUGUCUUGGAUACAUGUCGUGCCACGUUCGGACCAGAGUGUUGUAAUGCUUUGGGAAAGUGCCUCUCUCCAUAAAUUGUAAUAAUUGAUAAAAUAUAGUGUGACAGUUUGGUUCAUAGCUCAGAUAUUUUGCCUUUGGAAUGCAGCUCCAAAAGAGUCUAACUGCCUUAUAAUGCCAUUACUGUGCCUGACAUCAGUGUAAAUAAUGCUGUGGGUGGCAUGUGGCGCGCUUGGUAAUGCUGCCAUAACCGAACGCACCACCCAAUGCACACAAAUUUUAUGUGGCUGAUACCGAACUGGCAAAGCGGUUCCCGAGUUUUGUACUCCUCAUGUCCCUGUUUUUUCAUUACUGUUCUGUGGGACAGGUACACAUUCAGUGUCAUGGGAGAGAAAAUUUCAUGAGUUGUUCAUUCCGCUUCUUGUAGGGCUCUUUAUUUGCCUUAAACUAUGAAUUGGGGAUUGUCUGUAAUAAUUGCUUGCAAGAAUAUGUAAUACACCCAGUGUUGAGGCUACAAGGACACACUAAUAACUGCACCUGGUCUGCUGCUAUGCAAAGAUAAGAUUGCAACACCACGUAAGAAACCGUUCCUGUGGGAUCCAUAAUUCAGCUUGUUUACAAUGGUUACUGAGUUCUACUAUCAAUAUUUUAUUUUGAUUUUAACACCACUGUGCGGAAAAAUAUUAAGGAAACCUGCUGAACGAAUGAUAAAUCUAGUCCUCAGUAAAAAAAAAGAAUUGACUUUUCUCAGAUCUUAUCAUAAGCUGGCACUACGCUGAAAUCCAUGUGAAUGUUCUGAGUAAAAUGCUCAUGAAUCGUUCUCCUGGACAUGGUGUGUUACUCUUCUGUAAUCUCUUGGCAGCAUUUCUGAGAGAAGCCCGAUUGUUGUUGCUUUUGCUGUCAUUUCAAGAAAAUUACUAAGCCAGACAAUGCAUGACCUGCAACCCGUCUUCACCUGCCUACAAUGUAGGAAUCGUAAAUAGCAGGUGUUCACUUUGUGGAGGCAUAAAGCGUGUUCUCACGUUUUAAACAAUUUCGUGAUGUACAAAUGAACCAUGAAAUUUUUAAAAGAAUCCUGUGUAGGCGUUUUGUAGGAAGGAGCGUUAUGCGGAAAAGCAGAUAAUAACGAUCAACGAAAUAAUUUUAUUGACAACGCCCUUGUGUGCAGACAGAGCCCUACAGCUGGUAGAACAAAUGUCAUACGAUUUGCAAUUUGACUCUUAAAACAUUGUUUUGUUUCUGUCAAACUGUCACACUAGUCUUGCUUCUCAUGUCCCAACUCUGAAGCCAGACUGAGAGUUAAUGUGUUAAAGGAGGGAACAUACAACUAAAUGGCAUUUUUUUUAAAGGCCUAUUGCAUUGUCACUCCCCCAAAAACAGCACCUGUGUCAUCUUAGUAUGUGUUGUAUAUUGUUCAGCAAAAUUUUGAAAGACUCACUUUUAAUUCAUUUUAUAACUCUAAUAUAAAUUAUAAUCACUCAACCACUCUAUUUAUU
Messenger RNA from Scleropages formosus (Asian bonytongue), 4963 nucleotides. It is a transcript of the gene ano6, whose product is annotated as anoctamin 6. The transcript has 20 exons. Gene Ontology annotation, cellular component: plasma membrane. Gene Ontology annotation, molecular function: protein dimerization activity; chloride channel activity. Gene Ontology annotation, biological process: chloride transmembrane transport; calcium activated phosphatidylcholine scrambling; calcium activated phosphatidylserine scrambling. Bases 315 to 3089 code for a protein of 924 amino acids. The record is from RefSeq and is a predicted model, not a curated record. Lineage: Eukaryota; Metazoa; Chordata; Actinopteri; Osteoglossiformes; Osteoglossidae.